Messenger RNA from Moneuplotes crassus, 2331 nucleotides. The record is from the annotation of a GenBank genome assembly. NCBI's taxonomy places the organism in Eukaryota, Ciliophora, Spirotrichea, Euplotida, Euplotidae.
UAUAGUAAAAGAUUUCAAAUGGAGAAAGUAGAAGCUUCAAAGGAAAAUCGUCGUUCUGAAGAGGGGCAAUUGAGUUCAUCAAUGAGUAUUUCCAGUAAAGAUGACAGGAAAAUUGAUUCUAAAAGGCAACCAGCUUCUAGAAGUAGCUCUUCCUCAAGCAGCUCCUCUGAUAGAAGGCACAGAAGGAGGAAGCAUAAGCACUCAAAGAGAUCGAGAAGACGCUCAAGUGACAGUAGAGACCGGAGACACCGCAGAAAAAGAUCCCAUGAGAGAAGAGAUAGAAGGAGAAGCAGGAAAUAUGAAUCUCAUAGUAAAAGUGACAGGGAUCGACACUCUGAUAGUCUACAUAAAAGCAGGAGAAAAGAAGAUCCUCCUAAAUUUGAGAAAAUAGAAGAGCCCCAAGACAAAAGACCUGAAGAUUAUGAAAUUGGUUCGAUGAAGAUAGUAGAAAAGAAGAAGCCAACUCUUCCAACCAGGGCUGGUGGAGUCUAUGUUCCACCUUGGAAAAUGGAGAAAAUCGCUAAUGAACUGAAGAGCAAAGAUCCUGAUUCUAAGGAACAUCAAAGAUUUAUGUGGGAGAAUCUAAGGAAAUCGAUUAACGGAUUAAUCAACAAAGUCAAUGUUUCAAAUAUUCAGAACAUUAUCUUAGAGUUGUUCCAAGAAAAUUUAAUUAGAGGUAGAGGAUUGCUGACUAAAGCAAUUUUUAAAGCACAAAUGGCCUCACCGAAUUUUACCCAUGUGUAUGCUGCAUUGAUUGCUGUGCUCAAUACCAAGCUUCCAGAGGUUGUCAAGUUACUGAUCAGUAGAUAUAUAAUUCAGUUUCAGAAAGCUUAUAAAAGAAAUAAUAAGAUUGUCUGUGUUGCUGCUGUUAGAAUGCUAGCUCACUUGGUUAACCAACAAGUGAUUCAUGAAGUCCUAGCAUUAGAAAUUUUGUCACUAUUUUUAGAAAACCCAACCGAAGACUCUAUUGAAAUGGCUACUGACUUCAUGACAGAAUGAGGUCAAGUCCUUGGUGAUAUAACUCCACAAGGCUCAAUCGCAAUCUUUGAGAGGUUCAAAGGGAUCCUUCACGAAGGAGAAUGUAAUAGAAGGGUCCAGUACACCAUUGAGAGCUUAUUUAACACUCGUAAAUCCAGGUUCAAGAACCAUCCGGGUGUGAUCUCAGAGCUAGACCUCAUCGAAGAGGAGGACAGGAUCACUCACGAAGUGAGUCUUACCGAUGAAUUUGAUGCUGAAGAAAAGGUGAACUUCUUCCAGUAUGAAUCUAACUAUACUGAGAACAACAAGCAAUGGGAAGAAAUCCAGAAAGAAAUCCUUGGUGAGGAAGAAGAAAGGAUCAACAAAAGGAUCGAGCAACUUGAUGAUGAAGAAGAAAGCUCAGAGUCCGAGGAAGAAGACAAAAUCGAGGAUAUCACAGAACAAGAUCUGAUGAACUUGAGGAAGACCAUAUAUCUGGUGAUCGCCUCCUCUGUUGAUUUUGAAGAAGUUGUACAUAAGCUGAUGAAACUUAACAUUAGAGAAGGACAAGAAAUUGAAUUGUGUAACAUGAUAGUAGAAUGAUGUACACAAGAAAGAACUUACUUAAGAUUCUUUGGAAAUAUAGGAGAAAGAUUAUGUCUCCUCAAUGAGGUUUAUUGAGAGAAAUUCCAAGAGUCAUUUGAAAAACAAUAUGCUACUGUUCAUAGACUUGAUACUAAUAAGCUGAGAAACUCAGCCAAAUUUUAUGCUCACCUCAUGUACACAGAAACAAUCGACUGGAGCAUUCUCAGAGUUGUAAUCUUGACAGAAGAUGAAACUACAGCAGCGAGUAGAAUUUUCUUGAAAAUCUUAUUCCAAGAACUUUCAGAGAACAUGGGAAUGGAACUCUUUAAAGAAAGGCUGAAGCAAGAAAAUGUUCAACCUCAUCUCCAGGGGAUAUUCCCAAAAGAUAGUGCUAAAAACGCAAGAUUUUCCAUCAAUUUCUUUACUUCGAUAGGACUUGGAGCUGUCACUGUAGGUCUUAGAGAAUGGCUCAAGGAGGCUCCUAAGUUAUUGAUGGAGCAGAAAUUGAAAGAAUAUCAAGAGCUGCAGAAUUUAUCUUCUGGCUCAGACUCAGAUUCAGAUUCAAGCAGCUCUAGCUCUUCUGGAAGUAGUUCUUCUAAUAGUAGCAGAUCAAGUAAAAAUAAUUCAAAGAGAAGUAAAUCUGGAAGUAGUAGCAAACCUAGAGGCAGGAGUAGCUCAAGUGGAAGUGAUAGAUCUAGUAGAAAAUCAAAAGGAAGCAAGAAAUCCAAUAGGAGUAGGAAAUCAAGCAGUAGUAGUAGAAGAAGCUCUGUUUCAUCUGAAUCUGAUUAA